AUGCAAGGAGGAAUAGAGCAAGCAAAGAUGGGAUUCAGCAAUGCUACAAACCGGCAGAUCUUGCGAGAGUUCAUAGAUGUAAGAAAUACAGCAAUUCCAAGUGAUGCCGAAGACACUAAAAGGAAUAUACUACAUAACUUGGAUAAGUACCAGUAUCAAUAUGGAUUUAUUGCGCUUGUGAUGGUUGCGUUGCACGUUCUGAUACACUUGGAGCUGCUCACGGUCUUGGCAUGUGUCGCAGCCAUGAUAUACUUUUGCAGAACAAAGCUUGUGGUUCUUGAAGUGGAAAUAGAGCGAAGAUCAAUAUGCAUUGCUGGAAGUGUGAUAACGUUGAUAUUGCUGAUAAUAUUCAGGGAUGCAAGUAUAGGGCUUCUUGCCAUCUCUGCAUUCAUAGGAAUACUGGUCUUACUACAUGCUGCAUUCAUGAGAGAGCCCGCUGAGUUUGAGGAAGAAGUAUAA
Molecule: messenger RNA, 459 nt
Organism: Ordospora pajunii
Lineage: Eukaryota; Fungi; Microsporidia; Ordosporidae
Product: PRA1 protein
Exons: 1
Coding region: 1-459 (152 amino acids)
Cellular component (GO): Golgi apparatus
Source: RefSeq, a predicted model, not a curated record